Athalia rosae (coleseed sawfly) is the source of this 3261-nucleotide messenger RNA. RefSeq lists its product as uncharacterized. Lineage: Eukaryota; Metazoa; Arthropoda; Insecta; Hymenoptera; Athaliidae. The coding region runs from base 19 to 1110 and encodes 363 amino acids. The record is from RefSeq and is a predicted model, not a curated record. The transcript is spliced from 2 exons.
ACGUUUACUCGAAGCGCCAUGUUACGAUCGUUGAUUGUAAUUUUUAUUUUGACAUUCACGUGCUCCGGGGAAGCACUCGCCUCGAAGAAAUCGCGGGACGAGGACGACUGCGGGGAGGAUAAUAUUUCCGGCGAACGGACCUUACUGAUCAGCAACUUCGUGCUGUUGCCGAUCAUGGCGGGUGUAGGGAUUAAAUUUCUGAUAUUACUGCCGAUAAUAUUAUCGAAAAUCGCUUUGUUGGGGAUCCUGAGUUUCGUGUCUUCGAAUUUGAGUCUUCUGGCCUCGGCUGUCAUGGGGGCGAGGAGUUACUUCUUCGAAGGCGAUAAACAGAGCGGUUAUACGGAUUACGAUCACUACGACGGCCGGCAUAAGAACAACUACGGCCACGAUGAUCAACGAUUUCGCGAUCACGGUUACGAAGGUUUUGCGGCAGAGAAAUACGCGCAUCGUUACAACGGCCACGAAUCACCUCAUCAUUAUUACAAACAUCCGGAAUACGAAGAUCACGAACCUGCCAGAGGUCAGUACAGACCUUUCGGACUUCUCGGUCGUAUCAGAGACGCGAUCAAGGAUCAUUUUCACAAACCGGAUCGUUACGGGGAUAUGAAGUAUCGUUAUCACGAUCACGAAUACAAGCACGAUCCGUACCACGAUCACCACGACGGUCAUCGACAUACGGAGGGCUACAAAAUUCACGAAUUACAAAAAUCUUAUCCUUCUCACGACAAUCACCAGCCGUCGUUCUCGGAACCGAAGGUCAAGUACAAUUACGAAUUAGUUUACAAAGUUCCCGAGGAUUGGGAGAAAAAAAAUUCGGACCUCGCGACGAGGGGUGGGAAAAGUCAAGGGCACGUUGGGUCCGCCGAGUCGAGGCUUCCGGUCGAAGAAGAAUCGGGAAAAUCGAGUUCGUUUGAAUUGAACUCGACCGAUUCCACCGGCGAAUCGGUUAAAGAGCCUUUUAUCGUGUUCGGUGUUCACCCAAAGUCCGAUGAGGAUUCCGCGGAAACAUCGUCGGGCGCUUUCUACGCGACCGCGCGUCAGGACUACAAGAUCGACGAUUUCCAGCGCACGUUACCGCAAGCGGAUACAACAAACGAGCGAAAAUGUUGAACGAACUGUCCACGAAUCUCAUGCAGCCUGACGUGCCAUCGUAUUUCGAUUUACCGAAUCUUGAUUUUCCAUAUCGUUUCGAUGUAUAUCCUGCGUUGCUGAAAUAAAGUAUCAACGAAUUCCACCUCACGGCUGGUUCAGCAUUCUAAUAAUGUCGAUAAAAUGUAUUUCACACGUUUACUCUUCAAAAUGACGAACCACGAUAAUUCCAAAAGUUGAUGUAUAUAUACAUAUAUGCCAAUAGUUAGCAGGAUCGAGUAGACAGAUUUAUUUCAGCGUCCGUUCGAUGAAAUCGCGUUGACACUUUCCAGUCGUUAUUCAAAUUUCUUUUCAGAUUUUCUAAUCAAGGAAUAUCGAAUUAUAUAUCAAUUAAACAAAAUCAUAAUAACAACGACGACGAUAAUAACAAUAAUUUCUCCCGGUUCCUGAUCGAUUAUCAUUACAAUUACACCUAAAUUAUACAUUCAUACGAAUAAAUCAUAAUCUAUACACGGAGCGUGUACGUUAUGUGAUAGGCCUUUCAUUGCGCGACGUCUCACCGAAAAUGUGCACAUCCAGUCGAGGUACGUUCCAUUUUAUAUGUACCUACCAGUUUCGAUGUAAACGUAGCCGGUUGUUCGCGUCGAAUGGUCGGAAGAUUAAGAGCAGCUUUUAACUGGUACCCGCUCUAGUUAACGGUAACGAUUCCCACCACCUUGACGUAAUGAAUCGAACGUUUCUGCUACAAUGUACAUAAAAGAUAUGUACAAGGUAUACCGUGGAUCCGGAUGGUCGACGAUUCCGCCUGGACGAUAAUGGGAAAAAAGAAUCGACGGGAUGAAAAUUAAAAGAAACAAGAAAAAAAAAGGAAAGAAAAAAAAGUGAGCCGUUGUCGAAAGUGUACCUAAUCUCUUUGUUCGGUCGAUUUCCGAAACUAUCGGUAGAAAAAAAAAAAGAAAAGAUUUGUUCCAGUGACACGAAUAUAUAGUACGCGUAAAGCGUAUAUUCGCGCAACGAUAUUUAAUCGAGGUGAAAAACGAUCCGGUGAACGGUGAUUUGCUAUUCAAUCAUCCCGAAAAAAGCGUUCACAGCUUUCGCUCGAGGGAUCUUUAUGUCCGUGGCUGUACCGAUACCACGAUACAACGCAGGUGUAUGGAAUAAGGUUCUCCAAUGGAUAGAUGGAUAGUUCGAGAAAGGUCCGCGAAAGAUUUUCGGGUUUAUAGACAAAAGGAAAGACCGCGUCAACGCCGUUGCACCGGACGUCGCUAGUUGGCGUUAGAUAUUAUCUUUGACUUUUUUUUUCCAUGUAUUUCGUUUUACGUUCAUUCGAUUCGUUUCUUUUUCAUUUCAUUUCCUUUUUUUUCUUUUUCGUACGAGUCCGGCGGUCGAUGAUUUCGAGGGGAAAGGGUGGCGGUGGCACGGUGGCGACUGGUCGAUCAUCGGCCGACUCUGUUGCUGUUAAUGCGAGACUCCCAAAAGUGGAGCAAAAGAGAAAGGUAUACCUUUACGGAGAUGAUCUACAUUCGGACUCUUCCAUCUUCAUCCACACUCUCGUGUCCGUUAUGACUUCCUCUCACUCGUGCAAUUUUCUGAAUUCAAACUUCGAUAAUUACGUGUUUCAGUUUUUCUUCUUUUUUUUUUUUUACUCUUUUUGUUUCUCUCUUUUUAAUUUGUUUUUUUCGUUUUUCUCUCGUUUCUUUUCGAUAUACUUUUAUUUCGUCCGUUCGCGUACGCGAUCGGCUCGAAACUAAUUAGCGUAAUUGAACGAAAUCAGCAAUUAGAAAAAACGAGAGAGAGAGAGAGAGAGAAGAAACACGCGUUUCAUCGACGGAUGAAAAAUGGUCCAUAAAUCUAACGAGUAGUUUACAUAAUUUCAACUCAGGCGAAUAUAUUACACCUGGUAUACGCGGGUAUAUAGGUAUACACAUGCGAGACGGUUACGGCAGACCGUGGAUUAAGAAUUGUUGAACUCGCGUGCGAGUUUUUCAUCGAAAUUAUGAGGAUAUGAAGAGAAUGUCCCGCGCGGCUCUGGCAUUGAACUUGAGGCGGCGCGGUGUACUUUACAUUCACUGCGGUCGGUGUGCUCCACUAAAAUGAGAUUGUCUCCUAAAGUCCCAAUGAAUUGUGAAAGUAUAACGUAAUUGUCCGUUCGGUUGGACGGCAUAGGAGAUG